CCUAACUAGUCCGAGUUCUUCACCUUUGUUUCAACAACGGAAGUUUGGCAUUGAGCGGGGUAAGAUCUCGCGGGCCGCAAAAUCCAAAAUCCCAAAUCCGAUACCCCUGUCGAGCAGUUGUGUUCAAACAACAACAAAAAUGGCCCUUGGCAGCUUGCCGGAGUUUGCUCUUUUCUUUUGUGCUUCAGGCGCGGAAUCGAAACCAUCCAUCCCGCGACGCGGGCUCUCGUAUCACAGGCGCACUGCACUGUUUCCCAGAGGCCAGGCCCGGAUCUGCGAACGGCUGAUUAAUUGGGAGACAGAUCUCGUGAUGAUGUGGGAUCCUGUUAUGUGCUAAGUAAUGUGUUUGUGUACUGUACUUAGGAGUUGGUGGUGGGUUCGGGGUGAGAGUUUGGGUUUCGGGGUUCUGCAGAAGAUGACAUAAUGAAUAAUGUCACCAAACGAGAUGACAAAGAUUUGAAAACGUAUCGUUUGAAUCCUACUGGUGGUACUCCAUACAGUAAAACGCAUUGAUUCUUCUAACUACAACAUAUAACAUUAUUAAUAUGCUUACCCAAGCUGGCUGGCAAGUCGGAGGGGAGGGUUCCGGACUAAGGUUAAGGUUGCUCCACGGGGCAAUAGACCUGGAUGAUUACAGGAAGAUAAAGAUAUGUGUUGAGGUUGAUAUCAAUGUAUGAGCUAUGACGGCGCUCCUGGGCUGGGUUCAUCCAUCCCUGGAACCCCUAGCGAACGCCUGUUUGCUGGACCGAAAUCCUGGACAUCUGAGCAAGUAACUAACCAUGUUGAGCCUGCUCUAUUCUCCAGCUGAAAGGGCUCUUGGUGCCUCGGGUUCUGCUAAGAAGCCGUUUAUUACACUAUAUCAUCGUGGCUCGCGGCCUAUAUAAGAUAUGCUCAAUGCCCGUCUUCAAGGGCUCAAUUUCAUCAAACACCAACUCAGUCUUCACCAUAGCAGCAUAGGUGAACCGAAGAAACCAAACCGGUCCCCUAUCUACCAACCACAGCCAAAAAAGACCUUCCCAAAACCAAAAAAAAAAAAAAAAAAAAAAAAAAAAAACCCAACCAACAAGGCCCAAAAAAAUGGCACAAACAAUCAAACCCCUCCUCCUCUACGGCACCAUCCUCGGGCCCCCCAACCCCUUAAAGGUAGCCAUCAUCCUCCUCGAACUCAACCUCCCCUUCACAAUCAACCCACUGGGGAUUGCCGACGUGAAAAAACCCACCUUCACCUCCAUAAACCCCAACGGUCGCAUCCCUGCCCUCCACGACCCAAACACGGGCAUCACCAUCUGGGAAUCCGGCGCUAUCAUCGAGUACCUCAUCUCCACCUACGACAAGGAGCGCAAGCUGAGCUUCGAGCCCGGAACCGCAGAGCACUGGCACUCCAUCCAGUGGCUCCAUUUCCAAGUCUCCGGCCAGGGUCCCUAUUUCGGCCAGGCGUCCUGGUUCCAGAAUUACCACCCGGAGAAACUGCCCAGUGCGAUUGCGCGGUAUGAGAACGAGGUGAAGCGCGUGUGCGGGGUGUUGGAUGGGUGGCUGGCGGGGAAGUUGGGGGUUGAGUGGAGUGAGGAUGGUCGUGAGGGCAAGGAGCGCCACUACCUUGUUGGGGACAAGUGUUCUUUUGCGGACUUGGCGUUUAUCCCGUGGCAUGCGUAUGUGGAAAAGGGUGUUAAAGGGGGGUCGAAUGGGGAUGACUUUGAUCAGGCGAAGGAGUUCCCGCAUUUGUAUGCUUGGAUGGAGAGAAUUCAGAGCCGUGAGGGUCCGAAGGAGGUGAUCGCGUUGCAAGACGCGGAGCGGGCGAAGCAGUAGGGGAGGAUGGAUGGAGUAUUGGUCGUCUUUGGCAGGGUGAAAUAGUAAUGUGUAGCAUGUUUUAAUGAAGUAAGUUUGAAAGUAUUAGAACUCAUUGGGCCUUUUGACAUAUCUGCAUAGUUGAAUUCAACAUUUCAGCAUUUCUCAUUCCCGGCAAAUUCUCCUCUUCAUUUCUGUUCUUCUUUUUUCCUUUUUCAAUGUUAAUCCAUAAACCCUGUGCAAUAUUUAAAAAGUAUAAAACAUCAUUAGCAACAGAAUGUCUACUUAUCAUAUUACUACAAGCAUCAAACGAUCGCGUACGCUCACUUUGCUGCUUGCGCAGCCCCUCUACCUCCACUCUCUACUUCUACCCCCCCUCUCCCCCCUUCUUAUCGCCUCUACCACCCCUUCCACCCCCUACCCCCUACCCCCUCUACCAUCACCACCGCCUCUACCGCCCCUACCACUCUCUCGGAGUCUCUCCUUCCAUCACCUCCUUCCACCCCCUAUCACCCCUAUCACC
Molecule: messenger RNA, 2308 nt
Organism: Blastomyces dermatitidis ER-3
Lineage: Eukaryota; Fungi; Ascomycota; Eurotiomycetes; Onygenales; Ajellomycetaceae
Product: glutathione transferase
Exons: 2
Coding region: 1078-1806 (242 amino acids)
Source: RefSeq, a predicted model, not a curated record